UUUAUGAUGGAAAAUGCUUCUGUCAUCACAAUGUUCAGCCUUUCUGGUUUGAAUUUUCCAUUUGUACAGAGAAUAACCAUCUUUGUGCUUAUAUUACUGUGCUACCUUAUAAUUCUGUUGAGCAAUUUUACCAUUAUUUUUGUCAUCGUUAUGGACAGAAAGCUCCACAAGCCGAUGUAUGUCUUCUUGUGUAAUCUAUGCAUCAAUGCCGUGUAUGGUUCGGUGGGGUUUUAUCCCAAAUUCCUGGUGGAUCUUUUGUCGUCUCAUGUCAUUUCUUACGCCGGCUGCAUGCUGCAGGGUUAUGUCAUACACUCGUCAAAUUGCUGUGAUUUUUCCAUCUUGGCGCUGAUGGCGUACGACAGGUAUGUGGCUCUGUGUCGACCUCUGGUUUAUCAGUCUUUCAUGUCGAAGCAGAGAGUGACCCUCUUUGUGUUUUUCUCCUGGUUCAUCCCUCUGUUUUGCAUGCUUAUGAAUACUGCGUCAGUCUUAGGGAAAAAGCUUUGUGGCUCCCACAUCGACAGGAUCUACUGCGUUAACCUGAUGGUUGUCAAUUUAGCUUGCUCCCCACUCAAAGCCAACAAUAUCAUCGCGUCUUUUAACAUUGGUCUUUAUUUUUUGCACUUUUUGUUCAUUUGUUGGUCUUACGUGCACCUGAUCAAAACGUGUAUUUCGUCCACACAGAUGUGGAAGAAGUUCAGGCACACGUGCAUGCCACACAUCAUUUGCCUCAUCACUUACUCCACCACUUUGCUGUUGGAUUUGUUGUACAUGAGAUUCGGUUCGGCGGAUUUGUCACAACACUUCUAUAACUUCAUGAACAUUGAGUUUCUACUCAUUCCUCCAAUUUUGAAUCCACUCAUCUACGGGCUGAAGUUGACACAAAUCCGCAACGGGAUAUUGACUUUUUUACACACCAAAAAGAAGAUCCACAGCUUUUAG
Molecule: messenger RNA, 939 nt
Organism: Syngnathoides biaculeatus (alligator pipefish)
Lineage: Eukaryota; Metazoa; Chordata; Actinopteri; Syngnathiformes; Syngnathidae
Product: olfactory receptor 6E1-like
Exons: 1
Coding region: 4-939 (311 amino acids)
Biological process (GO): G protein-coupled receptor signaling pathway
Cellular component (GO): membrane
Molecular function (GO): G protein-coupled receptor activity; olfactory receptor activity
Source: RefSeq, a predicted model, not a curated record